Camellia sinensis is the source of this 5017-nucleotide messenger RNA. It is a transcript of the gene RAPTOR1, whose product is annotated as Regulatory-associated protein of TOR 1. Gene Ontology annotation, molecular function: protein-macromolecule adaptor activity; protein binding. Lineage: Eukaryota; Viridiplantae; Streptophyta; Magnoliopsida; Ericales; Theaceae. Gene Ontology annotation, cellular component: cytoplasm; TORC1 complex. The record is from RefSeq and is a predicted model, not a curated record. Gene Ontology annotation, biological process: TOR signaling; cellular response to starvation; cellular response to amino acid stimulus.
UUAAAUCAGACCCCUCUUUCAUCGUUCAAAAAAAGACCCCUCUCUCUCUUUCUUGGGCUCAGCCGCACUGCUCUAUAUGCAUCUUCAUCUCCGUCGUCGUCGCCUAGGGUUUCUAGGGUUUUCAGAGCCUCCGCACUCGUCUCAUCCAAGCUUUUCUAGGGUUUUCGGAGCUGGAUUCGCUGUCUUUUCUCCGGAGAAUCUCCACGCGCCGCUAGUUCAGUGGUUUUGUUGAUUACAGGGGAGUCUCUUUCUCUCUUUCAUCGGCCCAGCCAUAAAGCUCCGGUUUUCGAUCGUUAAAGUUUUCAUUUUCUGAAUAUAUGGUAUGAGUUCUUGCUGUGGUGGUGUAUGGUAUUGCGAUACGGUCCGAUUAGGGCAAGGCUGAUAGUCUAUAUGUAUCUGUGUAUUGGUUGAAUGGCACUGGGGGAUUUAAUGUCGUCUCGAUUUUCGCAAUCUUCAUCGGCGGUUUCGAAUCACUUAGACGAGUGUUCGAACCACGACGACAUGGAUUUUGUUGGGCAGAGAAGGGAUAGGGAUUUCGACACUGCGAGUAGUAGUUAUGGCAAUGUCACUACCACUACUACCAUCACUACCACUGCUACGAGCAUGGCGUAUUUGCCCCAGACUAUUGUUUUGUGUGACCUGAGACAUGAAGCUUUCGAGGAUUGUGUUCCGGCUGGCCCGUCUGAUAGUGGGUUAGUCUCGAAAUGGCGGCCCAAGGACCGUAUGAAGACAGGAUGUGUCGCGCUUGUUCUCUGUUUAAACAUUAGUGUUGACCCACCUGAUGUAAUUAAGAUAUCUCCUUGUGCCAGAAUGGAGUGCUGGAUAGAUCCAUUCGCUAUGGCCCCUCAAAAAGCACUUGAAACUAUUGGGAAAACAUUGAGUCUUCAGUAUGAGAGGUGGCAACCAAGGGCCCGCUACAAGACCCAAUUAGAUCCUACCGUAGAAGAAGUGAAGAAACUUUGUACUACGUGUCGCAAAUAUGCCAAGUCUGAAAGAGUUCUGUUUCAUUACAAUGGACAUGGUGUGCCAAAGCCAACUGCUAAUGGUGAAAUUUGGCUGUUCAACAAGAGUUAUACACAAUAUAUCCCAUUACCGAUCAGUGAUCUUGAUUCCUGGUUGAAGACACCAUCGAUAUAUGUUUUUGACUGCUCUGCUGCGGGAAUGAUUGUCAAUGCCUUCAUAGAGCUUCAGGAUUGGAGUGCUUCUACUUCUUCUGGAUCUUCCCUGAGGGAUUGCAUUCUGCUUGCAGCCUGUGAAGCACAUGAGACUCUUCCUCAGAGUGCAGAAUUUCCUGCUGCUGAUGUGUUUACGUCAUGCCUCACCACUCCCAUCAAGAUGGCAUUGAGAUGGUUUUGUACUCGUUCAUUACUUCGUGAAUCUCUCAAUUGUUCACUUAUAGAUAGGAUUCCUGGCCGUCAAAAUGACCGGAAAACACUUCUAGGGGAACUAAACUGGAUUUUUACAGCAGUGACUGACACAAUUGCCUGGAAUGUUCUCCCACAUGAUCUUUUUCAGAGAUUGUUCAGACAAGAUCUGUUGGUUGCUAGUCUGUUUCGGAAUUUUUUACUUGCUGAGAGAAUAAUGCGAUCUGCAAAUUGCUCCCCAAUUUCAUAUCCUAUAUUGCCGCCCACCCAUCAGCAUCAUAUGUGGGAUGCCUGGGACAUGGCUGCUGAAAUCUGCCUUUCUCAACUUCCAGCUUUGGUUGAGGAUCCUGAUGCUGAUUUUCAGCCAAGCCCUUUUUUCACAGAACAGUUAACAGCUUUUGAGGUGUGGCUUGAUCAUGGAUCCGAACAUAAGAAACCUCCUGAGCAGUUGCCUAUUGUUCUUCAGGUUUUACUUAGUCAAUGCCAUCGGUUUCGUGCUUUAGUGCUUCUUGGAAGAUUCCUCGAUAUGGGGCCCUGGGCUGUGGAUCUGGCCUUGUCAGUUGGAAUUUUUCCAUAUGUUCUAAAGCUGUUGCAAACAUGUACUCCAGAGCUACAGCAGAUUCUUGUGUUUAUAUGGACAAAAAUCUUAGCACUUGAUAAGUCAUGCCAGGUUGAUUUGGUUAAGGAUGGGGGGCACACAUACUUCAUAAGAUUUCUAGAUAGUGGAGAAGCAUAUCCAGAACAGCGUGCAAUGGCUGCUUUUGUUUCGGCAGUCAUCGCUGAUGGACACCGACGAGGUCAGGAGGCAUGUAUUGAAGCUGGUUUGAUACAUGUAUGCUUGAAGCACCUUCAGAGUUCAACUCCAAAUGAUGCACAAGCUGAGCCCCUAUUUCUUCAGUGGCUUUGCCUUUGUCUGGGAAAGCUGUGGGAGGAUUUCACAGAGGCGCAAAUAAUUGGUUUGCAGGAAGAUGCCCCUGCUAUAUAUGUUCCUCUGCUCUCUGAGCCCCAACCCGAGGUGAGAGCGUCAGCUGUUUUUGCACUGGGGACCUUGCUUGCUGUUGGAUUUGACUCAUCCAGAGAUGCUAUUGGAGGAGAUGAAGAAUGUGAUGAUGAUGAAAAAAUUAAAGCUGAGAUUAGUAUUAUUAAGAGCCUUUUAAAUGUUGUUUCUGAUGGAAGCCCACUUGUACGGGCAGAGGUUGCUGUAGCUCUGGCACGCUUUGCCUUUGGCCACAACAAGCACUUGAAGUCAAUUGCUGCGGCGUAUUGGAAACCUCAGUCUAACUCUGUGCUUAGUUCCUUGCCUUCUUUGGCCAUGAAGGGUACAGGAAGUGGUUAUACUACUCCAACUCAGUACAUGCCACAUGGAAGUAUAGUUCCUUCCCAAAUUGGUCCUCUGUUGAGAGUCGGUGGAGACAAUCAAUCAGCAGUUCGAGGUGGGAGGGCCUCCUCCAGUAGUCCCCUCAAUACUUCUGGAAUAAUGCAUGGAUCUCCACUAUCUGAUGAUUCAUCCCAACAUUCAGAUUCUGGCAUGUUCAAUGACUGCAUGAGCAAUGGGAUUGUAAACCAUACAAGGCCGAGACCUCUAGACAACGCAUUGUAUUCUCAAUGUGUAUUGGCUAUGCUUACAUUGGCCAAGGAUCCAUCACCACGUAUUGCCGGCCUUGGUCGGCGAGUACUAUCCAUUAUUGGGAUUGAACAAGUGGUGACAAAAUCUGUGAAGCCUACUGGCAGCAGUGUUCGGCUGGUUGAACCCACAACUCCAAGUCUUGUUGGCCUGGCCCGUUCAUCGUCAUGGUUUGAUAUGAAUGGAGGACAUUUGCCCCUUACAUUUAGAACUCCUCCGGUUAGUCCUCCGCGACCUAGUUACUUAUCAGGAAUGAGAAGAGUUUGCUCGCUAGAGUUCAGGCCACACCUAAUGAAUUCUCCAGACACAGGAUUAGCUGAUCCACUUUUAGGUUCCGGUGGAGCUUCUGGGAUUUCAGAGCGUAGUUUUCUUCCACAAUCAACCAUCUACAAUUGGAGUUGUGGUCACUUCUCAAAGCCACUUCUUACAGCAGCUGAUGAUAGUGAGGAAAUGAUGGCUAGAAGAGAGAAGAAUGAAAACAUCGCCCUUGACAACAUUGCAAAAUGCCAGCAUUCUUCUAUGAACAAAUUGCAUAAUCAAAUUGCAAGUUGGGAUACAAAGUUUGAGACGGGUACCAAAACAAUUUUGUUGCAACCUUUCAAUUCAGUUGUGAUUGCUGCAGAUGCGACUGAACGAAUCAGAAUAUGGGAUUAUGAGGAUGCUACGUUGCUCAACAGUUUUGACAAUCAUGAUUAUCCUGACAAAGGAAUAUCAAAGCUCUGCCUUGUGAACGAGCUUGAUGGCAGCUUGCUUCUUGUUGCUUCAUGUGAUGGGAAUGUUCGGAUUUGGAAAGAUUACGCUUUAAAGGGUAAACAAAAACUUGUAACUGCAUUCUCUUCGAUCCAAGGUCAUAGACCUGGUGUGCGAAGUGUGAAUGCCAUCGUGGAUUGGCAGCAGCAGUCUGGAUAUCUGUAUGCGUCUGGUGAACUUUCAUCCAUUAUGAUUUGGGACCUGGAUAAAGAGCAGCUUGUUAAUUCUAUUCCUUCCUCGUCAGAAUGCAGUAUCUCAGCGUUGUCUGCUUCUCAAGUUCAUGAUGGUCAAUUUGUUGCUGGUUUUGUGGAUGGCUCUGUCAGACUGUUUGACAUUCGAACACCUGAAAUGCUUGUAUGUACAACAUGGCCACACACCCAGAGAGUGGAAAGAGUUGUUGGGGUUGGCUUUCAACCUGGGCUUGAUCUGGGAAAGAUUGUCUCUGCAUCUCGAGCUGGCGACAUUCAGUUCCUCGACAUCAGACGACAGAAGGAUACCUACUUGACAAUUGAUGCUCACAGGGGCUCUCUUACAGCUCUAGCCAUUCAUCGGCAUGCGCCCAUUAUUGCCAGUGGCUCGACCCAACAGCGUAUCAAAGUCUUCAAUUUGGAGGGUGAACAACUAGGCAGCAUCAGAUACUACACCACCUUCAUGCCCCAGAAAAUAGGUUCUGUAAGCUGCCUCACCUUCCACCCCUAUCAAGUACUUCUUGCUGCUGGUGCUGCAGAUGCUUGUGUCUCUCUCUACGCCGAUGAAAUAUCUCCCACAAAGAUGAAUUAGACAUAUAUUCAAAUCUCUGGAAAGCCCUAUGGUCCAGAGAAGGCAGCACAGGGGAACAAGCUUACAUUAAACCGUCACCAAUGUGACUUGGUGUACAGAAGAAAAUCAUUGGGUUUGACUGAUUUCUGUGUCUGCUCAAAUUCCCCUUUGCAGUGAAUAUUUCUCGAAACAUAGAUUGGGAGCUGUGUCCAGAUUUUAUGGUAUAUAUUCAUUAGCCUCCAGUGUUAGAGAGGGUCAUACAAGUUGGAAAGAAAUUGGGUAUAUUUGUUGGAGGCUUUGGCAAAUAAAUAUGAUGUGUAGGCAAAAAUGGUGUAAAUAUAUUUGAUCUUUUUAUUUUUACUUUCUUCUAGUCUCUCUCUCUCUCUCUCUGUAUCUCCUAUUCUGGUGUGUUCUGUUUCUCUGUUUUUCUUUUCUGUUCACGACCCCUUUGUUCAAUUUGUAAAAGCAGAAAAUCCCAUUGUCAUAAUUUAAGUUUCUUUGAGAGGCAUCGUUAUUGGCC